Messenger RNA from Symbiodinium necroappetens, 501 nucleotides. NCBI's taxonomy places the organism in Eukaryota, Dinophyceae, Suessiales, Symbiodiniaceae. The record is from the annotation of a GenBank genome assembly.
AUGCGUGCGCAGGAUCUCGUAUCGUGGCCGGCGCAGAUGUGCUGUGCGUCCUUCCCGGCGACGGUCUGCGACAAGGAUCUCACGCCCCAAACACCCUGCUUGCACGACGAGGACUUCGAGCACAACAAGACGACGUGGGCCUGGUGCGACACUUAUCAGGCGGCUCCCUCCGUUGACGAGUGCAACUCCAACGGCUGCUCGGGCGACGAGUGGCACUGCCACUGCGAAACCAAAGAGGGCUGCCUUGCAGUAGGUGGUCGUUGGGAUGAGUACCAGUGCUGGCGAGAUCUGCAGCACAUGUCUUCGGAAGUGCACAAGGCCAUUUCGAUGGCCAAGAGCCAGCACUCCUGUGACGACAUCGAAGUUUGGCACAGCCCGCUCGAGUACUCGGUGGACUGGAUGGGUUCCAGUUGCUGCUCCUCCGGGAAAUCGCUUUGCCAGGAGCUCGGAGGUGGCGGUGGCCACAGUCACCACCAUCAUCACUCGGCUGCUGGUCGAUGA